This is a messenger RNA of Quercus robur (English oak), 1533 nucleotides long. RefSeq names its product alcohol dehydrogenase-like 6. The record is from RefSeq and is a predicted model, not a curated record. Gene Ontology annotation, molecular function: S-(hydroxymethyl)glutathione dehydrogenase [NAD(P)+] activity; zinc ion binding. Gene Ontology annotation, cellular component: cytosol. The transcript has 10 exons. Bases 130 to 1284 code for a protein of 384 amino acids. Gene Ontology annotation, biological process: formaldehyde catabolic process. Lineage: Eukaryota; Viridiplantae; Streptophyta; Magnoliopsida; Fagales; Fagaceae.
CCUCUAUUCCUGCGUGCUACCACAACUACUACUGUCUACCUACCGACGACUAGUAAGUAACGCGAAGAAGGGACAAUAAAAAGGGACAAGGGUUGCGCAGAUCCAAACCAAAAGAAAGGAAAGAAUUUCAUGUCAACCAUCGAUAUCAAUAUCAUCGCUCCUCGUCCUCAUGUCGCCAUUACAUGCAAAGCUGCGGUGGCGUGGGGAGCUGGAGAGUCAUUGGUGAUGGAGCAAGUGGAAGUGAGUCCGCCACAAGCCAUGGAGAUUAGAAUUCAAGUUGUCUCCACCUCUCUCUGCCGCAGUGAUUUCACUGCUUGGCAAUCCCAUGCUAUUUUUCCUCGAAUAUUUGGCCAUGAAGCAUCGGGGAUUGUCGAGAGUGUGGGGCAAGGAGUGACUGAAUUCAAAGAGGGGGACCAUGUGCUAACUGUAUUUACUGGAGAAUGCAUGCAAUGCAGACAAUGUACAUCAGGCAAAAGCAACGUCUGUGAAGUUCUGGGGUUGGAAAGAAGAGGUGUGAUGCAUAGUGAUCAGAAGACACGGUUCUCAAUAAAUGGAAAGCCUAUCUAUCACUAUUGUGCGGUCUCAAGUUUCAGUGAAUAUACAGUGGUGCACUCUGGAUGUGCUGUCAAAGUGAGCCCACUGGCACCUCUGGAGAAAAUAUGCCUUCUGAGUUGUGGAGUAGCUGCAGGUUUGGGUGCAGCUUGGAAUGUUGCUGAUAUAUGUAAAGGAUCAACUGUGGUGAUUUUUGGACUUGGAACAUUGGGCCUUUCUGUCGCACAAGGUGCCAAACUUCGGGGGGCAUCUCGAAUAAUUGGUGUGGACACUAAUCCUGAGAAGGGUGAAAUUGCAAAGGCUUUUGGAAUAACAGAGUUUCUUGACCCAAAUGACUCUAAUGAACCUAUUCAACAGGUUAUUAAGCGUAUCACUGGUGGAGGGGCAGAUUACUCGUUUGAAUGUAUAGGUGAUACUGGAAUGAUAACAACUGCAUUGCAGUCAUGUUGUGAUGGAUGGGGUUUGACUGUUACUCUUGGCGUACCAAAAGAAAAGCCAGAGGUGACAGCUCAUUAUGGACUAUUUCUUACUGGAAGAACAUUAAAAGGUUCUCUAUUUGGUGGAUGGAAACCUAAAUCUGAUCUGCCCUCAUUAGUGGAAAAGUAUAUGAAGAAGGAAAUUCAGAUCGAUGAAUUCAUUACUCACAAUAUUCCAUUUGAAGAUAUCAACACAGCUUUCAAUCUCAUGAGAGAAGGAAGGUGUUUGCGUUGUGUUAUUCACAUGCCAAAGUAACUUUUUUUUUCAUCAAGGAUCUGUUUAGAUUCGUUUAUUUUGCUGAAAUUAAAAACUUUUUGCAGAAAGUACUGUAAAUAAAAGUAAAAGUUAACUGAAAUAGUACAGUGGAAUCCAUGAAUAAUAUCAAAAAGUACAAUGGGAUGUAUGCUGAAUAGUAAAAUAAGUUAGCAAAAAUAAUUUUUGCCAAACGCACGCUAAAUUGGUUUUAAUGGAAAUAUUGCUUGGGAGCAUCUAUAUGAGAGAAAA